AUACCGGAUAUCGUAUUUGAACUCGAACAAAAGGCGGGUUGUUAUUGGUUAAUUCAAAACCAGCGGUAUUUGUGAAGAAGUUAAUGAAAACAAAGCUGUAUAAUUGUGACAAUGGAGGAUUACAUAAAAAUAGAGAAAAUCGGAGAGGGUACCUAUGGAGUAGUCUACAAAGGACGCAACAAAAGGACCAAUAGGUUGGUGGCCUUGAAAAAAAUCCGCCUGGAGUCGGAGGAAGAGGGUGUACCCUCCACAGCCAUCAGAGAGAUUUCUCUACUAAAGGAGCUACAACAUCCUAAUAUUGUAUGCUUGGAAGAUGUUUUAAUGCAGGAGAACAAGCUCUACCUUGUGUUUGAAUUUCUCUCCAUGGACUUGAAGCGUUACAUGGACACAAUUCCCAAUGGACAAUUCAUGGACAAAAUGCUCGUCAAAAGUUACUUGUACCAAAUACUGCAGUCUAUUCUAUUCUGUCAUCAGAGACGAGUCCUUCAUCGUGAUCUGAAGCCACAAAACUUGUUGAUCGAUAACAAAGGUGUCAUUAAACUGGCCGACUUUGGUUUGGCCAGGGCUUUUGGAAUUCCUGUUCGUGUUUAUACACAUGAGGUUGUGACCCUGUGGUAUCGAGCCCCUGAGAUUCUCCUGGGGAGUCAGAGAUACUCCACCCCUGUAGAUAUAUGGAGUGUAGGAUGUAUAUUUGCUGAAAUGAUGACAAAACGACCCUUGUUCCAUGGAGACUCAGAAAUUGACCAGCUCUUCAGGAUAUUCAGGACACUUACAACCCCUACAGAGGAGGCGUGGCCUGGUGUGACAUCAUUACCAGACUUUAAACCAACCUUCCCCAACUGGAAGACCAAUCAGCUGGCCAGUGCCGUCCAGAGGCUGGACAACACAGGGCUUGAUAUUUUACAGGAAAUGUUGAUAUAUGACCCAGCCAACAGAAUAUCAGCCAAAAAAGCACUGAGCCACAUAUUCUUUGCUAACCUGGACAAAUCUGCAUUACCGGCGUCUUCUAUUGUGAACUAAUCUUCCUGGCUUUCACAUGUUUACCUCUCCACAAUGUAUCGCAAACACAACCAGGACCAAGUACAUUGAAUAGUCUGGAGCUAAUUAGAUCCCACCUUAACAUAGUAUCUACUUAAAGUUCAACUGUGUUUGAAUUUUUGAAAAAGAACGUUUUAUUUAAUGCUGUAGAUUGGUGAAUUUGUAACAUUUUAAACACCAUUUUGUCUUGGUUGAAAAGAUAUAUAGCAAAAGUAUACAUUUACUGACAAGUAUAUUCAUGUUGUAUUACUUGUAUCCUAUUGGUAUUGUUUCACAGUAGGUCAGAAAAGCUUACAUUGAGUUGGAGUUUAAGAAUAUCUUAAUAGUAGGGAUGUACUUAUAAAGUUCCCCAUUAUUCGUAGUAUAACAUUUUAAUAACAAAGUGAAUGGUAGACUGAAUGAGUGUUAUUAGUACUGAGGUAUGUGCAUUUCUACUGAGUUGACUUUGGUCUAACUCCAAAAGCUCAGGUUAUAUUGAUCAUGCUGUGAUUGUUUUUUGUAAAGGGUGCACAUUUUAUUUUCUCUUUUUUCACAGAAUAUGAAUGUAGAGUUAUCUCCCCAUGAAAUAUGAACUGCUUCCUUUGAUGUACUUUCUUUCUCUUCCUUCUGUCUGUUUCCUUUCUGUGUGUUGUACAUAUAAAAUAAUUUGUUGAAAACUUGAAAGUUGUCAAAUCUGUACCAUACUUAAUAGUACCUGAGCAUGUGAAUAUGUAUGGAUAUGUAAAUGGCUGUAUAAUUGUGAGAAAGUGUUGUAUAACUUUUUUUUUACAAUGAUCAUUCGAUGUCACUAACUCCUUGUAUCUUUUAGUUAAGCAUUCACAGAAAAAAGACCAAACAACAAAUAAUCUAAGCAUAUUUGAAGUCAUCCUGUAUGAUUUUUUUAAUUAAUGUAACAUCUUGAAGCCCCCCUCCCCCCUCUACCACAGAUAUGAAUGUGUAGUAGGAAUUGGGUCCCAUAUUUUAACAGUGUAAAUGUUGCAUUAGUAGAAUGAUCUAGUUCUGUCUCAGGACACGCCCUCGCCACAGUUAGAAUGCCUCCCAUAUACUUGUAAUGUGGCAGAAAAUUGCAGAAUCACUCCAAAAAGAAUUUUGAAAUUACCAAAAAAUAAAAUUUAAAACUAAAAUUGAAUACAACUAACCCCAUUGAAAAUUCGUAAGUCCUUAACACUGUAAAAACUGUAAAAUGAUAUUGUAAACCAAACACUUUGAAAUGUCACUUUUCUCAAUUCAAAUUGACUGUCAUUUUACCGGAAAUUAUUAUCGGAACACCCUGCUAUUUUCCAAAAUUAAUGCUCAAUGAAGAACCACCAAUUACCAUAUAUGGAAAACGGUGCAAAGAGCUUGAAGACAAUGAGUAUGAUGUGCAGUGGACACAGAAUUACCCUGUAGAAUUGAAAGAUAAACAGGCAAAAAUAAUCUCUGCAGUGCUAGAGGGAAAAUAUAUGCUUUUGCCAGUGCAUUCUGGUUUAUUUUCUUCAUUCAGGACUAAUGAAAGCAAUUUUAAUCAAAAGAAGAAUAUUAAACCUUCAUAUUAAUUUGAUUUGAUGCUGCAAUGUUGACUUAACUUAUAUUUCUUAAUUUACAGUGUUUAUUUGAAAGUAUAAGUUGAUUUUCCUGUAAAAUAAAGGUGUAGUAAAGAUCGUAGUACAUUUUCCGUAAAAGGUCAUAACACCAUAUUUGGGAGCCGUUCGCUUACGUAAUUCAAGUUCCGGCAAAAUGGAAGCUGCACACAGUGAAAUUCAAACUCAUAGGUUUUAGUUCUCUUUUAUGCUAAUUAAAAUGGAAUUAAAGGCGAGUCAGUUGUGAAGGUAACUUUUUUGGUUGUAUAUUGAUGAUAUGCGACCAAAACAUACUGAGCGCAGUUUUUAUUUUGCUACAUUACAGGUACAUGUUUAUGGGACGCAUUCUAUCGUUAAACCGGGUGCGUAAGACAUUAUCAUUUUAGUGAUGGAACAUUCUAUCUAGUGUUGUAUGUACAGUGUGAUUUUUCAAUGUUUUCCCCAUGAUUUUGUAUAUAUAAUGAUGAGGUCAUUUUGAUAGUGCUGUAUGUUUGAGUUAUAUGUUACACCUCGCCCACCAAGAGUGUUCAAAACAGACUACCAUUAUGGUAUGCUGAAUAAAUCUUUUUGAUCAAAUAAAUUUAAAUAAAAACUGGAAAUGUAUAA
This is a messenger RNA of Ostrea edulis (European flat oyster), 3203 nucleotides long. RefSeq names its product cyclin-dependent kinase 1-like. Bases 112 to 1020 code for a protein of 302 amino acids. Gene Ontology annotation, biological process: mitotic G2 DNA damage checkpoint signaling; G2/M transition of mitotic cell cycle; protein phosphorylation. Gene Ontology annotation, cellular component: nucleus. Gene Ontology annotation, molecular function: ATP binding; RNA polymerase II CTD heptapeptide repeat kinase activity; cyclin-dependent protein serine/threonine kinase activity. The transcript is spliced from 8 exons. NCBI's taxonomy places the organism in Eukaryota, Metazoa, Mollusca, Bivalvia, Ostreida, Ostreidae. The record is from RefSeq and is a predicted model, not a curated record.